AUGAAGGUCAUCUACUUCUACCUCCCCCUCGCUCUUAACGGUGCCGCCAUGGGCGCAGAUUGCAACCAUGAGCAGUAUUACUGCGGGGACGCCAUCAAGAGCCAGAUCAGCGUCGAAGAUAACGCGCAUAAUGCGGGCUACGGCGGGGGAGAUACGAGCAAAUACCUGUUCCGCUGCAGACUCAUCGGCUGGGGGCGAGAAAACCUCCUCGAAUAUAAUAGGUACUGCGAAAACGGAUGCAACCGCGACGACCGCAAGCCUGAGUACGAUGAUUACUGCCUGUUGGACCCACCGGCGGCUGGAUCUUCGGAUGGAUCUUAG
Molecule: messenger RNA, 321 nt
Organism: Anthostomella pinea
Lineage: Eukaryota; Fungi; Ascomycota; Sordariomycetes; Xylariales; Xylariaceae
Source: the annotation of a GenBank genome assembly